CUUCUUCCGUCCUCCCCAACUCUAUUAGUGGUGUCUGCAACCCACACCCCUCCCCUUUCUCUCCCUCUUCCUCUCUCUCUCUCCCUCUCUCUCUCUCUCUCGGUGGUCCACGUCGUUGCUUGCGGAGGAAGGACGGGAAAGGAGUGGAGGCAAGAGAGGGUUGUUUUGGUUCGUGGUACCACAGUAGGUCGUUGAUCGCGUUCGCUCCAUCGCCGGAAUCGCAUGAGAUCGCCCCUUUCCCCUUGAUUCCGGCCGGCGGCGCUUCCCGAUGGAGGAGUUGCUCAGCAGCGACGAAGAGUACUACUACGAUAGAGACUCCCUCGACGGGAUCGAGCAGGAGGUGGACGACUCCACUUGGCCAUCCACCAGCGUCUCCAACAUCAAGGUUAUUACAAGAGCCUCACUUUUGGCAGCGCAGAAAGAGGACCUGAAGAGAGUGAUGGAUUUACUAACUUUGAAGGAACAUCAUGCAAGAACUCUACUAAUCUAUCAUCGCUGGGAUGUUGAGAGGCUGUUGGCUGUGCUUGUUGAGAAAGGGAAGGAUCGGUUAUUUAGUGAGGCAGGGCUUACAUUGUUGGAGUCAAACAACAAAACUUCCUUAUGCUCACAAACAAGUAUCAACUGUGAUAUAUGCAUUGAAGUGGUCCCUUCAGAUGAAGCAACAGCUAUGGAUUGUGGCCACUACUUCUGCAACAACUGUUGGACAGAGCAUUUCAUUGUUAAGAUAAAUGAAGGACAAAGUAGGCGCAUAAGGUGCAUGGCACACAAGUGCAAUGCUAUAUGUGAUGAAGCUGUUGUUAGAAAUCUGCUCAGUUCUAAGCAUCCUGAUGUCGCAGAUCGUUUUGAGAGGUUUCUUUUGGAGUCAUAUAUCGAGGACAAUAACAAAGUCAAGUGGUGCCCGAGUGUUCCGCACUGUGGAAAUGCAAUUCGUGUGGAGGAUGAUUCUUGUUGUGAGGUAGAAUGCACGUGUGGAAUGCAGUUUUGUUUUAGUUGUUCAUCAGAAGCACACUCACCUUGCUCAUGCCUGAUGUGGGACCUCUGGGCUAAGAAAUGCAAGGAUGAGUCAGAGACUAUCAACUGGAUGACUGUUCACACAAAACCCUGCCCAAAAUGCCAUAAGCCUGUGGAGAAGAAUGGCGGAUGCAACCUAGUUAGCUGCCUCUGUGGACAAGCAUUUUGUUGGCUGUGUGGUGCUGCCACUCGUCGGGAGCAUACUUGGACAAGUAUUGAAGGCCAUAGUUGUGGACGUUAUAAGGAAGACCGUGAGAAAAAGGCUGAACGGGCUAAACGGGAAUUAGAUCGAUACAUGCAUUAUCAUUCACGGUAUAAAGCUCACUUAGAUUCGUUCAAGCUUGAGACGAAGCUGAAGGAGUCUGUGCAGAAUAAGAUCUUGACUUCGGAAAAUAAAGAAACAGGAGUUAGAGAUUAUUCAUGGGUCACAAAUGGACUUCAUCGGCUUUUCAGAUCCAGACGUGUUCUUUCAUACUCAUAUCCCUUUGCUUUCUACAUGUUUGGCGAACUUUUCAAGGAUGAGUUGACAGAGGAGGAAAGAGAUCUGAAGCAGCACCUUUUUGAGGAUCAACAACAGCAGCUUGAGGGAACUGUUGAGAAGCUCUCUAAACUUAUUGAAGAACCUUUUGAUGAAUUACCUGAGAAGAAAGUUCUAGAUAUAAGGAUGCAUGUCAUCAAUUUGACUGUCCUCAUAGAUAAGCUUUGCCAGAAAAUGUAUGAAUGCAUUGAGAAUGAUCUGUUGGGAUCUUUGCAAUCAUCAACUCACGCUAUUGCCUCAUACAAUUCGAAGGGUGUGGAAAGAGCUUCAGAACUUGCUAUUUCUUGUGAUUCAGAUCAAAGUUUUGGCAGUACCAAAGCCAGUGCCGACAGCUGCUUUCAGGAUGCUUCUGAUUCAAGCAUGACAGCAACCGUUUCCAUAGGAGGAGCUUACUCUGGUAGACCUGGUGGUCAAGUACUUGGGAUUUCUAAUCCAGAUGGGAUUGGGUGCUCCAACCGGAAACGGGCUCGUGAAGAAUCUAUAGGGGACCUACUUUUCGAUCUGAAUCUUCCUGCAGAGGCAGCUGAGAAGAGUUAGUUAUGGAUUGCAUUUCUUUACAUUCCAAGUGUACAGUGAAGGUGCUGGUGAUUCAUUUUUCAAGGAAGAACUGUUUUGCAAAAUCUUCAAACUUUAUUUUUUGCCAUCUCGAUCAUGAUUUCUGGAACUAGUAUCAUGGGGCUCAAGUCCUCAUAGAAACCGUGUACAGAGGCUAGGAGUAACUGCUAUUAUAUGUGCAUAUAUGUAUAGCUUGCUGAUGGGACAAAUUCUGGAAAUUGCUAUAUGAAGAAAUAGAUUUUUCCGGUGA
This is a messenger RNA of Nymphaea colorata (pocket water lily), 2354 nucleotides long. RefSeq names its product probable E3 ubiquitin-protein ligase ARI2. Gene Ontology annotation, biological process: positive regulation of proteasomal ubiquitin-dependent protein catabolic process; ubiquitin-dependent protein catabolic process; protein polyubiquitination. The coding region runs from base 269 to 2086 and encodes 605 amino acids. NCBI's taxonomy places the organism in Eukaryota, Viridiplantae, Streptophyta, Magnoliopsida, Nymphaeales, Nymphaeaceae. Gene Ontology annotation, molecular function: zinc ion binding; ubiquitin protein ligase activity; ubiquitin conjugating enzyme binding. The record is from RefSeq and is a predicted model, not a curated record. Gene Ontology annotation, cellular component: ubiquitin ligase complex; cytoplasm. The transcript is spliced from 7 exons.